Messenger RNA from Cornus florida, 920 nucleotides. Its product is annotated as protein PATRONUS 2-like. The transcript has 4 exons. The record is from RefSeq and is a predicted model, not a curated record. Bases 1 to 603 code for a protein of 200 amino acids. Gene Ontology annotation, biological process: regulation of mitotic cell cycle. Lineage: Eukaryota; Viridiplantae; Streptophyta; Magnoliopsida; Cornales; Cornaceae.
AUGAUUACAGUCAACAACCACCAUCACCACAACAACACCACGCCCGCCACGAAGCAGGCUCUCUCCACAGCCAAGAGCGCUGAUACCCAAAGGUUGCUAAUUUUUCAGGAUCGUAAAGCUCUUAAGAGUUCUAAGCAGCCCACUCUUAACAAAGGUGGACCAGGCUUCGGAAAUCGCAAAGCUCUAAAAGAGAUUACAAACAAGUCAUCACUUCCUCGCGAGGCUUCAUCAAAGAAAAAGAACUUUCCCAAAGAGGAGCUCAAUAUUGCUCAGGAAAUGGUUUUGCAUUCACACAAGAAGUGCAUUGAAGCUCAAGUAGCAGCAAUGAGACCACCUUUCUGGGACCCCGUUCUUCCAGGAUAUGAUUCGGUAUCAUCUGUUGAAUUUCCUGAGUCUAGACCAGCAAAGACUGAUAUUGAUAGCCCCCAUUGCUACCCAAAACCAGUGGAAUUGUCCAUGUCUGAAUUCUCUGAUAUGUUGGUGUUAUCAACAAACUGGGACUCUCCUCAAUCGUCUCCAUUACACCAGGACUCUCAACCUUCCUCUCCUUUUGCAUGGGAGUUCGAGCCGGUUGAAUUUCUGCUGAAGCAAGAAGAUUGUUGAAUGAGAGAAUUUGGAUGCAAAGGGGAAUGAUAUAUCCCAAUCUCAGUGUGUAAAUGAUGGUUUUUUUUUUUUUUUUUUCCUCCCUUUUUCUUUGGCUGUGUUUUGCUGUCCGAGACUAGUGCCUUGCUUGCCAUGCUUAGGUUCUUCACCCUUCUAGGGUUGCUGGCUGUUGGGUUUUGUGGUUUUUCUAUGGCCGAGUUUCUCGCGAUGGGUGGUUUUUGGUUGGCAGAGCAUCACAAGUCUUGCAUCCAAACUGGUUCCUAAAGCUUGUUUUUUUUAUGCCUCUAAGGUUGCUGGCUGUUGGGUUUUGUGGUUUU